AUGAACCGCAAACAGCGCCGCGCAAAGGACUCAACCUCGACCAACCACAUCAACACGGCGGACGACAUCCCUCUCGCGCCACCACCCAAGAAGACGAAAGCCCAGACCCGAGAUCCAAAGACAAGGACAUUACUCGAAAUUGCGGCCGAGCGACAAGCCGAACUGCUCGGUGGCUCAAAGUCUGGACUUCACGCUGCCCCGAUCGACGCCAACGCCCUCAACCCAGAGAAUAUCGUCCAAGUGAAGAUUGGUCCGGAUGGAUCGAUCGUCCCGGAUCUGAGCGCAACGUCGCCUUUGGGAGUAUCAGCCUCUGCGGCCGCGUCAGACACACCCUGGCUAGACACCAUCCUGCUAGCCUCGUCGCUCUCGGCCGUCCACUUUACCCUCUCCGUACUAGCCAUGCACCAAUACGCCGAAGAAUUGCGGUUCCCGCCUUUGGUGUUGCAGACGCUGGGCAUCGCCUGCCCAACGCUGACGGUGCUGAUCGCGCUGUUCCACGGCAAUUUACUCCCUUCGUCGCUUGCGAGGCUGUCGUCCCCAGCGGCCAAGGGGUGGGUCGUUGCGGCGAGAUCGCUCGUCUAUCUCGUCGUGGCGAAUGUGGCGGGGUGUUAUUUGAUCUGGUUGACGAAUGACAAGGGAUACUAUGCUGUUAUGAAGAACGCGCCGAGCGUGGGCACGAUCUGGGUGUGGGCUGUGUUGGAGAUGGGGUUGGUGGGCGCGUUGGCCGGGGUGUUGGGGCCGGGGUUGUAUGCUUGGUGGUUUGGGUAUGGGAUUAUGUGA
Molecule: messenger RNA, 780 nt
Organism: Cladophialophora yegresii CBS 114405
Lineage: Eukaryota; Fungi; Ascomycota; Eurotiomycetes; Chaetothyriales; Herpotrichiellaceae
Exons: 1
Coding region: 1-780 (259 amino acids)
Source: RefSeq, a predicted model, not a curated record